AUGGUCCGGAAACAAUUUCCCACUGGGAGACAAUGUAACAAACGAGUAAUUUCAACUAAACGCGUUGAGAUGCCGUUUGCUCGCAUGCCUCUGACUGAUAUAACUAAUGUUUCAAGCAAUGCAUCCACAGUCAGGCAUCAUGUGCAGAGUUCCGACACUGCCCACAUCAAAACCAAUCCAAAUAUAGUCAUUGACCUUAGUGAUGAUGAUUCUGAGGGUAUACUUGUUGCCGAUAAUAGGAAUCAAACAUCAAGCAAUCAAACUAUUGUGCGACAUCGCAACAAUCGGACGACGAAUGCGGAAUAUUUGAAUUUUGGAGAUGCAUCAUAUAAA
Messenger RNA from Striga asiatica, 333 nucleotides. NCBI's taxonomy places the organism in Eukaryota, Viridiplantae, Streptophyta, Magnoliopsida, Lamiales, Orobanchaceae. The record is from the annotation of a GenBank genome assembly.